This is a messenger RNA of Microthlaspi erraticum, 735 nucleotides long. The record is from the annotation of a GenBank genome assembly. NCBI's taxonomy places the organism in Eukaryota, Viridiplantae, Streptophyta, Magnoliopsida, Brassicales, Brassicaceae.
AUGAAGGCGGUAACAGUAGAAGCUGUGGACGACGGCCUCCUCCUCUCUCCUUCGCCGGAACUUCAGAAUCCAGUUACCGAUCCGGCGAAUACAAGGGCAAAUCAACAGCCGGGCCAGUCUGAGACGACGAAGAAAGAGAUGGAGCCAUCGGGUUUAGAAAACAUCAGCCGUGCCAAUCUGGUUAUUGAGGAAAAGAAUACAAAUGUUGCUGAUCUUGCAUUCGAGGCCGAGAAAUUCGAAGCCGAAUUAGAAGAUACGGUCAGAAGAAUCGUGAGCUGGCUCGUCAUAAGUGCCUUCAACAUUAUGGCUUACGUCUUCUCACGAGACGGCUUCAUGGAAUCUCCCUCAAUAUGCAAGAAUUUCGAUGAAGAAAGUUGGUCUUGGUGGCUUCCACAACAAGGUUCACUGAUAUACUACGAUAAGUUUAUCAACAUCUUGAUUUGCCGGAAUCUAUUUCGGGUGCAGAUCUCUUUCGCUGUCUUCAUGAUUAUCGUCGUCAAGUACUUGAUAGUCUCUGCUUUACCAGAUACAAAGCAGACAAUGCGAGUGACCUUUAAUGUUAUCUUCCUCGGUAUUGUUUGCGGUUUACACGGUAAGUUAUGGGUGGAAAUAUUGGGCGGGAACGGCAAACUCUGGCUCUUCGUUUGGGCAACGUUUUGUGUUUUUCAGUUCGUUCCAUUGGCUUUGUGUGGUCUAAUGUACGGUCCUGUAGAUGUGACUCGAGCGACCAAAUGA